Perognathus longimembris pacificus (Pacific pocket mouse) is the source of this 2987-nucleotide messenger RNA. RefSeq names its product myosin regulatory light chain interacting protein (gene Mylip). Gene Ontology annotation, cellular component: cytoskeleton. Lineage: Eukaryota; Metazoa; Chordata; Mammalia; Rodentia; Heteromyidae. Gene Ontology annotation, molecular function: cytoskeletal protein binding; ubiquitin-protein transferase activity. The transcript has 7 exons. Bases 191 to 1528 code for a protein of 445 amino acids. The record is from RefSeq and is a predicted model, not a curated record. Gene Ontology annotation, biological process: ubiquitin-dependent protein catabolic process.
ACGGAGCACCGGGAGCCGAGCAGGCGGGCAAGCGAGCGAGGGCGGGUGGCAGGGGCAGUCGGGCAGGGCGAUCUUGCAAGAGCUGCACCUUCCGAGGGCUAGGGCUGGGUUCCAGCGGUGGCCAGGCGACAGCCCCGCGUACACCAAAGAGGAGGUGGCGGUGGCGACAGCGGCCGCGGCGGCCCCAGCCAUGCUGUGCUAUGUGACGAGGCCGGACGCGGUGCUGAUGGAGGUGGAGGUGGAGGCGAAAGCCAACGGCGAGGACUGUCUCAACCAGGUGUGCAGGCGAUUGGGGAUCAUAGAAGUCGAUUAUUUUGGACUGCAGUUCACGGGUAGCAAGGGUGAAAGUUUAUGGCUGAAUCUGAGAAACCGGAUCUCCCAGCAGAUGGAUGGGCUGGCACCUUACCGGCUUAAACUGAGAGUCAAGUUCUUUGUGGAGCCUCAUCUCAUCUUACAGGAGCAGACGAGGCAUAUCUUUUUCUUGCACAUCAAGGAGUCCCUCUUGGCAGGCCACCUCCAAUGCUCCCCAGAGCAAGCAGUAGAGCUCAGUGCCCUUCUGGCCCAGACCAAAUUUGGAGACUACAACCAGAACACGGCCAAGUACAACUAUGAGGAGCUGUGUGCGAAGGAGCUCUCCAAUGCUGCCUUGAAUAGCAUUAUUGCAAAGCAUAAGGAGUUGGAAGGGACCAGCCAGGCUUCAGCAGAAUACCAAGUUCUGCAGAUUGUGUCAGCAAUGGAGAACUAUGGCAUCGAGUGGCACGCCGUGAGGGACAGCGAAGGGCAGAGACUCCUCAUUGGGGUUGGACCUGAAGGAAUCUCAAUUUGUAAAGAUGACUUUAGCCCAAUUAACAGAAUAGCUUAUCCUGUGGUGCAGAUGGCCACCCAGUCAGGAAAGAACGUGUACUUGACGGUCACCAAGGAGUCUGGGAACAGCAUCGUGCUUCUGUUUAAAAUGAUCAGCACCAGAGCAGCCAGUGGGCUCUACCGAGCGAUCACGGAGACUCAUGCUUUCUACAGGUGUGACACAGUGACCAAUGCCGUCAUGAUGCAGUAUAGUCGUGACUUGAAGGGCCACUUGGCAUCUCUGUUUCUGAAUGAAAACAUUAACCUUGGCAAGAAGUACGUCUUUGAUAUCAGAAGAACGUCGAAGGAGGUUUAUGACCACGCCAGGAGGGCUCUGUACAAUGCCGGCGUUGUGGACCUCGUUUCAAGAACCGACCAGAGCCCACCCAGCUCUCCUCUCAAGUCGUCUGACAGCAGCAUGAACUGCAGCAGCUGCGUGGGCCUCAGCUGCCAGCAGACCCGGGCGCUGCAGGAGAAGCUGCGCAAGCUGAAGGAAGCCAUGCUGUGCAUGGCAUGUUGCGAGGAGGAGAUCAACUCCACCUUCUGCCCGUGUGGCCAUACUGUGUGCUGUGAGAGCUGCGCUGCCCAGCUUCAGUCCUGUCCAGUGUGCCGGUCUCCCGUUGAGCAUGUCCAGCACGUCUACCUGCCAACCCACACCAGUCUUCUCAACCUGACUCUGAUCUGACGUGUCCUGCGCGCUCCCCGGACAUACCAUGCUUCCACGGACUACAUGGUGAACAACUACAAGAAUAAACUUGUGGAGAAAAUCUCACUCCUACACCAUCUGCCAUGCAACAUUUCAAAAAUGAAGAAAAACAAGAACAUACCACUCCACAGCAAAAAACACCAACACCUCCCUCCCCUUCAUCCCACCCUGCCCGGGGACCGGGAAGAGCUCUGGGACAUACACACAUUCCUUGGACUUGGGGUUUUUUUUGUGAUCAAGUAAUGGAAUAGGUAAAAUGUUUGUCAGUUAAGUGGCAAAGUAGCCAAAAAAGUGGGUACCUCUUAGGAAAUAUAUCUUGAGGUAAGUUUCCUACCUGCAGCAGAUUUUGUAAGAAUUAAUUUUAGGAAUGUGGGAUUUUUUGUUGUUGUGGUUUUUUUUUUAAUAUGAUCAUGGAAUGCCAAACAUGUUUAACAGGACUUUUUUUUUCUUAAAUAGUCAUUGUUAUAAUGUCUUUCCUGUUUUUCUAAUUUGUUCAAGAAUGAUUGAUAAUUGGAACCUAAGCAGAUUUUUACCAAGCAAGCCUGUGACUCUUAAAAAGUUAACAACAGCAUUGCUAGAUUGAAACCAGCCUGGCUAGGAGAGAGCAGUAGCUCAGCGUGGGGGCUUUCUUCCUCCUUUUCCUUUUCCCUCACCUCUGCCCCAUGCCUUUGUAUUAUAAAAUGUUAGCUGUUUGGUUAAAAUGGUUUCUGUGAAAUAGUCAAGCACUCCCAUGGGCUUUUGAGCUGGUGGGAUUCUUGAAGACAGAGCAUUUUCUGCAAGAAGGAAAAGCCCAGCCCACUGAGAGAUGGAACCUUCUGGAAUAUACAAGGGACUCCACUCCCCCAGGCACCAACUCCAGCUGCAUCCCUGGGUGCCGCUUUGCCUGAAAGAACAAACCUUUUAUAGCCUUAUAGGUUUCUAGAUACCGUCUCCUUUUUUGUGUGUGCUUUUUGUUUCCUUGUUAAGCAAAUGCUUAAGUAUUCUUUUGGUUGCCUCCUCUGUAUCUUUCAGAGGGGCUCUGUUCUUUUUGUUUUCUAUAUUCUUAAAUGUGUUUUUCCACUCCCACUUGGGCAUUUUGGAAACUGGUCAGCAAGUGGGUUUUCUAGGAUUUGGGAAACCUAGAUGACCUUAUUGGGUGCAAUACUAGCUAAGUUAAUGCUAGAAACCUACACUGUCACUUUACUGAGAUUUCUGAGUAUACUUUUCAUAUUGCCUUAAUGUAGCAGUAAUGUGUUUAUGCAUUUGUUUCUUUGCACAGACAUUUUGUCAGAUAUUAAAACUCUACUUUUUUAUGGCACAUAUUAGCAUAUAAGCCUUUAUUCCAAGAGGUAUUUAUUUUUUCACCUGUAAAAAAAUAAUGUUUCCACAUAAAGAACUCUGUUAUAUCCUAGAGGACUUCUGUCUUUUAUAUUCAGGAUAAUAAAGUCUUUAAAGCAAA